AUGCCAUUGUAUUUCUUUUACCUACUCAUAUUACCAAAGUCUAAAAGCACCGACUGCUCAUUUGAUGUAUGUGCCCCAGUUGCGAGUGUGAGUGUGAAUGUUGGCGUAAAAUCUUACCGAGUUCUUGGGCAGAAAACAUCUACUUUAGUCAAACAUAUAUAUAACGUAAAUUUCAUUGGAAAGAGAUUUAACGUUAGUGAAUUAUUUACAGCUGAGAUGAUUGGUGUUUUCUUUAUUCUUAUUAACAAAAAAAAAAGACAAGAGUUUGAAAUCAUUGUAAAUUCUGUCAGAAGACCAGUGUGGUGUAAUCCUUUGUAUUCUAUGAUAUAG
Messenger RNA from Phycomyces blakesleeanus NRRL 1555(-), 330 nucleotides. RefSeq lists its product as hypothetical. The record is from RefSeq and is a predicted model, not a curated record. Lineage: Eukaryota; Fungi; Mucoromycota; Mucoromycetes; Mucorales; Phycomycetaceae. The transcript is spliced from 4 exons. The coding region runs from base 1 to 330 and encodes 109 amino acids.